UGAAGCAGCUGCUCAGUUUCUUGCCCCGAAGUGGCAGCGGCUGGAGGGGGUGCCGGGUGUGGACUUGAAGAGCCAGAGCUGCGAGCUCGCACAAACGGUAGUAAAGAUGUGGAAAUCUGUAGUGGGGCAUGAUGUAUCUGUUUCCGUGGAGACCCAGGGUGAUGACUGGGACACAGACCCUGAUUUUGUGAAUGACAUCUCUGAGAAAGAGCAACGGUGGGGAGCCAAAACCAUCGAGGGCUCGGGACGCACAGAGCACAUCAACAUCCACCAGCUGAGGAGCAAAGUGUCUGAGGAGCAUGACAUUCUCAAGAAGAAAGAGUUGGAGUCGGGGCCUAAAGCAUCUCAUGGCUACGGAGGUCGGUUUGGAGUGGAAAGAGACCGGAUGGACAAGAGUGCUGUGGGCCACGAGUAUGUUGCUGACGUGGAGAAACACUCUUCCCAGACUGAUGCCGCCAGAGGCUUUGGGGGCAAAUACGGAGUUGAGAGGGACCGGGCAGACAAGUCAGCAGUGGGCUUUGAUUACAAAGGAGAAGUGGAGAAGCAUGCAUCUCAGAAAGAUUACUCCCAUGGCUUUGGUGGCCGCUAUGGGGUAGAGAAGGAUAAACGGGACAAAGCCGCUCUAGGCUAUGACUACAAGGGAGAGACAGAGAAGCAUGAGUCUCAGCGAGACUAUGCCAAGGGCUUUGGUGGCCAAUAUGGAAUCCAGAAGGACCGAGUGGAUAAGUCAGCAGUGGGCUUUGAUUACAAAGGAGAAGUGGAGAAGCAUGCAUCUCAGAAAGAUUACUCCCAUGGCUUUGGUGGCCGCUAUGGGGUAGAGAAGGAUAAACGGGACAAAGCCGCUCUAGGCUAUGACUACAAGGGAGAGACAGAGAAGCAUGAGUCUCAGCGAGACUAUGCCAAGGGCUUUGGUGGCCAAUAUGGAAUCCAGAAGGACCGAGUGGAUAAGAGUGCCGUUGGCUUCAAUGAAAUGGAGGCCCCAACCACUGCGUAUAAGAAAACCACACCCAUAGAAGCCGCUUCCAGCGGUGCCCGUGGGCUGAAGGCAAAAUUUGAGUCCAUGGCUGAGGAGAAGAGGAAGCAAGAGGAAGAAGAGAAGACACAGCAGAUGGCCAGGCAGCAACAGGAGCGAAAGGCUGUGGUAAAGAUGAGCCGCGAAGCUCAGCGGCCGGCGGAGCCUGAGGAAGAACCAGCAGUGCCAGCCCCAUUGCCCAAGAAGAUCUCCUCAGAGGUUUGGCCUCCAGCCGAGAGUCACCGACCACCGGAACCCGAGCCUGUGAGAAGCGGAAGGGAACACCCUGUGCCUUCUCUGCCCAGGAUGCAGACUCCACCGCAGAAUCCCCUGGAGGACAGCGAGGAGCCCCCAGCUCUGCCCCCUAGGACCCCAGAAGGCCUCCAGCUGGUGGAAGAGCCAGUGUAUGAAGCAGCGCCUGAGCAGGAGCCUGAGAACGACUAUGAGGAUGUUGGGGAGCUAGAUCGGCAGGAGGAGGAUGCAGAGGGAGACUAUGAGGAUGUCCUGGAGCCUGAGAAUACCCCUUCUCUGUCCUACCAGGCUGGAUCGUCAGCCGGGGCUGGUGGGGCAGGGACCUCUGCUGUAGCCCUGUAUGAUUACCAAGGAGAGGGAAGUGAUGAGCUUUCCUUUGAUCCGGAUGACAUCAUCACUGACAUUGAGAUGGUGGAUGAAGGCUGGUGGCGGGGCCGUUGCCAUGGCCACUUUGGACUCUUUCCUGCAAACUACGUCAAGCUCCUCUAGUGACCAUCCCCAUUGUCUUUUGCUACUCUGAUUCCUCAUGUUCAAAGUGGCACAGCCUCCCUCUCUACCCACUCCACAGUACUGCUGCAAGGACCUAAUAGAGCGUCAUGGGCGCCUGAGGUUCAGACAGACCUCCCUCUCCUGCUUCAUUAAGAGCUUUAGGCAGGGCCAGCAUGAGGCAGGGGCCCUUCCCUCUGUGUCCACUCUUCCCUGGAGUAGCUCAUGGAAUCAUCUUGUGGUCCUGCCUCCUUCACCCACACCCCACAUUGCUCACCUCCCUCUUGAGUGCUGGUGUUCCCGUGUGUUGGCCUAGAGGGAAGCCUAGGCUGCCUGAUUUACCUGGUUGUGCUUUUUGCUCGUUUUUCCUCUCUUAAGAGACAAAUUGGAACUGUCCUUCUGUUUAGUCCUAAAACUGAAAAUAAAGUGAGACCAUGGCUUAGCUUUG
Molecule: messenger RNA, 2198 nt
Organism: Peromyscus eremicus (cactus mouse)
Lineage: Eukaryota; Metazoa; Chordata; Mammalia; Rodentia; Cricetidae
Gene: Hcls1
Product: hematopoietic cell-specific Lyn substrate 1
Exons: 17
Coding region: 107-1753 (548 amino acids)
Biological process (GO): regulation of actin filament polymerization
Cellular component (GO): plasma membrane; cortical actin cytoskeleton; actin filament
Molecular function (GO): actin filament binding
Source: RefSeq, a predicted model, not a curated record